GAAGCCCGCUAGCCCUAAAUUGCUCCCUCUCGUUCCCCCCUCUCGUUGGUCCCGAGCUCCAAGACCAUGCUCUUGGUCGCAGCAGAAGGAGGAAUAUCGCAAUCGCCACCACCACCACGAGGAAGCCGAAGAAGAAAAAGAAGAAGCAGAGGGAGAAGAAGACGGAGCGGAGGUGAAGAAGAAGAAGGAGGAGAAGAGCUUCAUACCUGGAGCUUGUGUGGAAGGGGCGUGCAUUCAGCAGCUGAGAAGGACUCGGGAUUGCGUGAAUUCCAUCACGACCAUGACGCGCUCUCUGUUUUCGUUUCGCGAACCUCACGAUGAAUUACAACCGAAGCCGUGUGUUGACCACCGGCGGAGCUCGUAGUGAUUGCGCACACGUUUUUGGGAACUGGUGUGUGGAGGAGAAGGAUGAAGGGAAUUUGUUGUGAUGAGAAUCUUGAGCCAGUCGAGUCGUGAGAGGCGCGGGGUUUCGUUCUAGGUUGUGAGUUGCCUGGCUUUGGGAGUGUUUUGUCCGACGCAGGGUUUGAAUUUAGGUUCCGUUGUGGAAUUUGGUGUAAUUAGAGUCAUGCAGCGUGGAAUCGCAGGGGUGAGGUGGUCGCUCUGGACGUGGUAGUUGUGACUUGUGGCACGGAGGUUUAAUGGCGGUUCCAGUUGCUAGUUGAUUCUGUAUCCGUUUGGUGCAAUCACUACGAGGGCUUGUUAUGGCUUGGCUUGGAAUGGUGGACGUUCCACAUGUAUCUUCUCAUGUUCCACCUUCGCCUGUGUUGAAGCCGGAAUUUCGCUCUCGUUGCAGCGCUGGGCAAGUGCCUGCCUCCUCCAAUGCUGCUUCUUUCCUCCAGAAUCUCCCCCGAGCUCUUCAUCUUACCAAUUCAGAGAGAAGCCGCUUCAGGGGUACAAAAACUCGAGACUCAGAGGUUACUGCAAGUUUGAAGUGCUGCACUUCGUGCCAGAAUAGGUGUGGGACUCUUGGCAACCGGUGCAUUGCUCGACGAGGUCGGAUCAAUUAUGACAGGGUUAUUCCUCGAGUUGAAGGUUUGGGAAGGGGAGAUCCAAGCAGCUGGCCUCUUUCAGGUCAAUGCUGCAUUUUGUCGAGUUUUUCCAAGCAACUCCCAAGCUCGAGAAGACAUUCGAAACCGAGAGUGAGGGGGAAUUUUGAAGUGAGGUGUGAGAGUGAUCAUGCUGCCGCAAACGGUUUCAUACGUGAUGCUAUCUUGUACGAUGAGGCUGGGGUAGCUCUCGGCGAAGGAGGAGUCGAUGGAGCUGGGGCAGAGAGUAUGUCUCAAAUCUCACUUGAAAAUUCUCUCUUGGGUAGUAAUGUCGAUGACGGCAACAGGAGGCCACAAAUCAACGAAGGCGAUGACGGUAGAAGCCCAGUGGCGGAAAACGACUCUCCAAUUGCAGCAUUAAAGGAUUCGUUAAGGAUUGCAAAGGAUCAAUUAGAAUUUGCUCGAGCUAGUAGUAAAACGCUCGAAGCAAAAGCUCAAGAGUGUGCUGAGAAGGCGCUGGCUUUGCAUGACCAAGCAACUUCUGCAAGGUUGGCUGCAGUUUCUACUUUGGCCUCCAUUCAAAGUGUUCUUGAGAGGGAAUUAAAAGCAGAGGAAAAUGUCGCAGCUGCUGGGGCUAGGGUUCUUGCCGCUCAAGAAAAGUUCACAAGAGCAGAGAAGGCUUUCCAAGUGGCUCGUUGGAAGCUCGAGCCGCCAGGUACCUCUCUUGACGACUUGUCUUUAGAGAUUCCAGAGGAGUAUUUGCAGCUGCAAGUAGAACCCACUAAUGAUGAAGUGAAUGAUCAAGCAAGUUCUGCUUCAUCGGAAGCUGAACUGCUCGAGAAUUCUAAGCUAGUUAGCUGUGAAGGUGAUGAGAAGAAACCGAGAGAGGGUAACAACAAAGGUAAAAGUGUGAGGGAGACUGACGCUCGCAAAGAAUAUCUAGCCAUGGAGUCUGCAAGGAUGGACUUUGUCGCUAGUGAAGCUGCCCUUGCCGAAUGUGAAGCAGAGCUUGCCCAAAUUCAGACAGUGAAGAUGGAGCUUCAAAAAGAAGCAUUGCGUAGAAGUGAGCUAUCCCAAGUGGCUGAAGAUGCUGCAGUAUUAGCAGAUGAAGAUGUGGCUUCUGCUAUGACUAGUGCAGAAGAAGCCGUUGCUUUGGAGAUGGAAGCCUUAAAACGUGUGAGUGAUGCUGAGAUCGUCCUUCGUAAGGUAGAGGCGUUUGCAGAAGAAGCUGCUAGGGCACUUACCAAGACCGAAGCGUCGGGAGAAGAAGUUUUUAAAACACAUCAGAACGCAGAAACGUCAGGCGAAGAGGCUUCGCAGACGCCUGAACUUGCAGCUGCUGGAACUGAACAGCUUGAUUUUCAAGUUGCUCAGGCAAACGAUGAAACGUCCGUUACAUCGGAAUCCUGGAUCAGUGUAGAAGAAGAGAAAAUAGCUCCAGAGAAAUCAGGAGAAGAGUUUGUGGAGGUGUCAGACCAGAUGGGAGAUACAGACGCAGGGACUGACUUCUUGAAGCGAGAGAAUGCAAUGGAGUCUUCCAUUGAAUCGGAAAAAUUGGACAAAGAACCUCAACCCGAUCAAAUGUUGGUCGAUGUGAAUCCCAAACAUGAGGAACCGAAAUCUUCACCAACUAAAAGAGCAGAGAGCACAACCAAUGAAUCCUCGGGGCCAAAGUCUUUAACAAAGAAAUCUUCCCGUUUUUUUCCAGCUUCCUAUUUUUCUUCUGGUGACGAAGCGGAGUUUUCUCCAUCGAUGGUCUUCUCUAAUUUCGCGGCUGCGUUGAAGGAACAGCUUGUGAAAGUAACGAUUGGGAUGGCUUUACUGAUUGCUGGGGGAUACUAUCUCAAUAAUCAAUUGGAAAAGCGAGCGCUGCUGAUGCAACCACCAGAAGUAACCAGCACCCAAGAACUCAAAACAACUACGAAGCCUCUAGUUUCUGAGAUUCGGAAAAUUUCUCGGCGAGUGAAGCAAGUGAUACUGAAACUGCCUCAUCAAGAGGUAAAUGAGGAUGAGGCUUCAUUGUUCGAUGUUCUGUGGCUGCUCCUAGCGAGUGUUGUAUUUGUACCUAUUUUCCAGAGACUUCCAGGAGGUAGUCCUGUGCUUGGUUACCUUGCUGCUGGGGUAUUAAUUGGACCAUAUGCUCUGUCGAUCAUCAAAAAUAUUCACGGCACAAGGAUGAUAGCCGAGUUUGGAGUUGUGUUCCUACUCUUCAAUAUAGGGCUUGAGCUGUCUGUGGAGAGAUUGACUUCAAUGAAGAAAUACGUCUUUGGUUUUGGAUCUAUCCAGGUGCUGGUUACAGCUUUGGUUAUUGGAGCUUUCGCACAUGUUGCUUGUGGUUUUUCAGGGCCAGCUGCAAUAGUCAUUGGCAAUGGUUUGGCUCUCUCAUCUACAGCAGUAGUGCUUCAGGUUUUGCAAGAACGAGGAGAGAACACAUCUCGACAUGGACGAGCUACUUUCUCCGUUCUACUUUUCCAGGACCUUGCGGUGGUGGUUCUUCUCAUCUUGAUUCCUCUCCUGUCACCGAACUCUUCUAAAGGAGGGGUGGGCAUCCAAGCUAUUGCUGAGGCUUUAGGAAUUGCAGCAGUAAAGGCUGUUGUGGCUAUCACUGGUAUUAUUGCUGGUGGGCGCCUGCUGCUGCGUCCCGUUUAUAAGCGUAUGGCAGAAAAUCACAAUGCAGAAAUAUUUGCCGCCAACACUCUUUUGGUGGUGCUGGGCACAAGUGUCAUGACAGCUCGGGCUGGGUUGUCUAUGGCUUUGGGGGCUUUCCUUGCGGGCUUACUCCUGGCAGAAACUGAAUUUGCAUUACAAGUGGAGUCGGACAUUGCGCCUUAUAGAGGCUUGUUAUUGGGUCUCUUCUUUAUGACGGUUGGAAUGUCUAUAGAUUCACAACUCUUUAUCAACAGAUUUCCAACAAUUUUAGGGUCACUUAUGCUGCUUAUAGGAGGCAAGACACUGUUGGUCACUGGUGUCGGACGAUUUUUCGGACUGUCAACUGUAGCAGCUGCAAGGGCUGGGUUGCUUCUUGCUCCAGGUGGUGAAUUUGCGUUUGUAGCAUUUGGAGAAGCUGUGAAUCAGGGUAUCAUGAGUAAUCAACUAUCUUCGUUGCUCUUUCUAGUCGUGGGUCUGUCCAUGGCCAUCACUCCAUGGUUAGCUGCUGGUGGACAGCUUCUUGCAUCCCGGUUUGAUCAACAAGAUGUUCGUAGUUUGUUGCCAGCUGAGAGUGAGACGGAUGAUCUGCAAGGUCACAUUCUCAUUUGCGGAUUCGGGCGGGUUGGUCAGAUUAUUGCUCAGCUGUUGUCCGAACGGUUAAUUCCUUUUGUAGCUCUAGAUGUGCGAAGUGAACGAGUUAGUGUUGGGCGUGCACUCGAUCUACCCGUGUACUUCGGUGAUGCCGGCAGUAAAGAGGUCUUACACAAAGUCGGUGCAGAAAGAGCUGCAGCCGCAGUCCUUACGUUAGAUACUCCAGGAGCGAAUUAUCGAACUGUAUUUGCAUUGACCAAGAACUUUCCACAUGUGAAAACUUUCGUACGUGCCCAUGAUGUAGAGCACGGACUCAAUCUUGAGAAGGCUGGUGCUACAGCGGUUGUUCCUGAAACCUUGGAGCCCAGCUUACAACUUGCAGCUGCUGUUCUUUCACAGGUGAAGUUGCCAGCCGCAGAAAUCGCUGCAGCCAUCGACGAAUUCCGGUCCAACCACUUGUCAGAACUUAGUGAGCUGUCAGAGACUAGGGGAACCUCCCUAGGGUAUGGGUUUUCUCGAAUCAUGAUGAAAAGUAAGAUUCAGCCACCUGAAGUACAAACCAGACUUGGGAUAGACGAUGGAGUAAGCGACUGGAGACCUGAGGGUAGUGUUUUGCCAUGAGAAAAUUUCGACAGGUCUAGACCUCGACCAUUACCUUAGAAUCAUGAUUACAAUUUUUUUUACAUCAGGCCUAAGAAUGUACCAUUAGACAGGAGCUCAAUUUUCGAGUUAAAUCUCACCCUUCCAAUUAUUUCAAAGUAAUUCAACAGAUGAUAUGACUAGGAAUAUUCUGCCACGAUCUGUGCACCAUAAGAAAUGCAACGGUGAUGUCUACAGCCAUAUAACAUGAGUCAAUAUCUCCUCAAA
Messenger RNA from Physcomitrium patens, 5093 nucleotides. Its product is annotated as K(+) efflux antiporter 2, chloroplastic. Gene Ontology annotation, cellular component: chloroplast; membrane. Gene Ontology annotation, biological process: proton transmembrane transport; potassium ion transport. The record is from RefSeq and is a predicted model, not a curated record. Lineage: Eukaryota; Viridiplantae; Streptophyta; Bryopsida; Funariales; Funariaceae. Gene Ontology annotation, molecular function: potassium:proton antiporter activity.